AUGGCGUUGGAUUGGCUCACAUUCUACUUCAAAUUGCGCAUCCUGAGGUGGAUAACGUGGCUUCUUGCUUGGCUGGAUCGUAAAAGAAGUCCUGCUUUAUCACUUACUCCGAGCUCCCGAGCUUUCAUUCCAUCGACUUUGUCCACUUCACCCGGCAAAUUUGAUCUGCUUUUCUACCACCCCCCUGGUUACAACCAAGAAUCUACGAAAGAAGGGCAAUAUCCUAUCGUCCUAGUCCUCCAUGGAGGAGGCUGGUGUGUCGGACAUGCUCGCCAUGACGAACGUUUCAUUGCUACCCUUACAGCACGUGGUACUGUGGUCGUAGCAGUUAACUAUCGUCUCGCACCCGAGCACCCAUAUCCUGCCCCCGUGGCUGAUUGCCUCGAUGCUAUACUCUAUGUCUGGAGAAACGCUGCAGUCAUGGGGCUAGACAAGCACCGUACAUUUAUAACCGGCUUCAGUGUCGGUGGUCAGAUGGCGUUUGCUUCACUAUUCAUGCUGUGGAAGACACUGCAGGACAGAGAUCCGCUAGUUGAUCCUGCUAUAGUGGGCACAGUUAAGGGUAUCACUGCAUUUUACCCGCCAAUGGAUCUGACCAAAUCCAGAGCUGAGCGUGCUGCCUCCAAUCCAGCGUUUGUUGCGCUAAAGAAAAAGCCUGCAUCGUCUUCCAAACUCAUCGGUGACAUCUUUGACCGAGCUUACUUUUGGAAUGUGCAACCAAUGCCAGAUAAAGGCCAAAUGUGCAUCUCUCCAGGACAGGCUUCUCUGGAUAUGAUGAAAAUGGCUUUGCCUAACCGGAUUAUUCUGAAACUUGCCGGCUUGGAUCCCUUAUUGGUUGAAGGUAAAGCUGCAGCUACUAGACUCAAGGCCGCGGGAAAGCAGGUUGAUUGUGAGACCAUUGAGAACGUACCGCACUAUUGGGAUCAUUUAGUGAAGACAGACGACGAGAAGAAGCUGCGGCAAAAAGUCUACGAUAAAGUCGCGAAUGAGAUUGAAGAGUCUAUGGAGACUACAAAGUGA
This is a messenger RNA of Penicillium odoratum, 1020 nucleotides long. RefSeq lists its product as uncharacterized. The record is from RefSeq and is a predicted model, not a curated record. NCBI's taxonomy places the organism in Eukaryota, Fungi, Ascomycota, Eurotiomycetes, Eurotiales, Aspergillaceae. The coding region runs from base 1 to 1020 and encodes 339 amino acids. Gene Ontology annotation, molecular function: hydrolase activity. The transcript has a single exon.